Maniola jurtina (meadow brown) is the source of this 1833-nucleotide messenger RNA. RefSeq lists its product as uncharacterized. Lineage: Eukaryota; Metazoa; Arthropoda; Insecta; Lepidoptera; Nymphalidae. The record is from RefSeq and is a predicted model, not a curated record. The transcript has 6 exons. The coding region runs from base 445 to 1704 and encodes 419 amino acids.
AGUCGACAAUGACCUCUCCUCGUCCCUCGCCUCGACCUGUCAAAUAAUUAAGCUGUCAGUUGGUUGACAGCUGUUCGUACUUUGAUAAUUUCGUUCAGAGUAUAGAGGGAAUUUUUGUUGGAAUUUUGUUUAGAUACCUAGGUUUGUUAUUUUAUUUUCUUCUAAAUGAUUCAGAAUCAGAAACGAAGUGUUGUUUUGGCUGGGAGAGCCCGAGAGAUGGUCCACAAUGUAGACAAAUACUUUGAGAACAAUAAAAAACAGUGUUGCAUUGCUGGAAGAAAUGAAGACAACGAGCGUCCUAUCAAGGCCAGAUGGAGAUAUAACUGUGACUCGUGAAGUAUACGCAAGCAUUUUGAAAACCCUGCAAACCGCUAUCAGAGUGGCUGAACGAGUCCAUUUGGCCACUGUUACUAAUUACUACUAACGCUAUACUACUGGAUAGCAAUGGAGGAUUUCACGUCUUUGCUGCCAGUUUCUCCUGUUCUCACCAAUGAGCUACUCAGUGAAGCUCUGACAGAAUGGUUUAAGGAGCCUAUGACUUUUACACAUUGGGAGUAUGUUGGAGGCAUGGGAAAAGGAGACUCUUUUCUAAGCGAAGUGAUUCGAAUCAAAAUCUACGGUGACUCAAACGGCACAUCGAAAUAUGUGCAAGUUGUACUCAAAAACAUUCCCAAAAACGUGUGCAGACGUUUAACAUACAGAAACGACGAAUUCUUCAGAAACGAAAUCAAUUUCUACCAGAAAGUCAUUCCGAAAUUACUAGAAUUUCAAUCUAGUAAGAACGUCUCAGAUCCUUUUACAGGAUUUACCAAAUUAUUUCUUGCAUAUAGUGACGGUUUAAAUGACGUCGUAUGCCUUGAAGAUGCAAACGUCGAAGGGUUUGGAGGCCAUACUUCGCGACAAGAAGGCAUCGAUUUUGAACAUUGCAAGGUGACGAUGAAAACUUUAGCCCAAUAUCAUGCAUUAUCCUUCGCUAUAAAGGAUCAAAAACCGGAAUUGUUGGACAGGAUAAGUGAUGCUAUUUUCGAAACUUACUAUGAUCCCAGGCUUUGGGAUUGGUAUAAAAGAUUUUGGAAAAGAAUUUGCGGUAUUGCAAUCGAUGCUGUUGAAAAGGAGUAUCCAAAUUCCAUAUACCUAGAGAAAGUCAAACAGUUUGCUGUACCGGAGAGGUAUGAAGAUAUGAUUCGGGCUGUAAGAGAUAAAACCAAUGGCGUUAUAUCGCAUGGAGACUGUUGGACAAAUAAUUUUUUGUACAAAUACAAUGGCACUGGUCCGGUGAGCGCUAAGAUUAUUGACUUCCAGCUGGUUCGAUGCGCCAGUCCAGUGUUAGAUGUCGCAUUCUUCAUUUACGCUUGCACUGACCAGGUUUUGCGGGAAAAGUAUUACGAUGACCUCCUAAAAUAUUACUACGAGGUCCUGUCUGGACAAAUCAGGCAGUUGGGCAGCGACCCUGACAAGGUUUACUCUGUGGAGACAUUUAUGCAAGAGAUUAAAAAGUAUUCCUACUUCGGCCUUGCCUUCAGUUUCGAGUCCACACCGUUUAUUGUGUUAGCUCCUGAAGACGCAAUAAGUAUGGAUACUGUGCAGGGUGAUAAAAAGUUGAACAUCGAGGACUUUUGGCAAAUACCACCCUUCAAGACCAAGGAGGGUCGCUUGAGGGAGGUCAACAAUAUAGUGCACUGUGUGGACAGAGGCUACAUAUAAAGCGCAUAAAAUAUAAAUAUAAGCGCAUAUAAAGCUGCAUAUCAUAGAAUAAGUUUUCAGAAAAUUCAUUGUCAAACUGUCCCUUGCCAUCAUGUUGGUAUCAUAGCAGUUCACACUAUAAUAAACUAC